AUGAGUCAACUUCGAGGAAAGGAUGCAGUUACAUUGACAAGCAUGCUUCUACAACUGGUUCCCCAUUAUCCAGACCUUCAAAGUAAGUGCAUGAAGUAUAAUGCCAUAUUGUAACUUUAUUGGGUUUACACAAAGGAGGCUGAGUAUUAUCUCCCUUAGAGAAGAACUGUGCCAUAAGACAAGAACCAAGAGUUUUGAAUGUCUAAGUAUGUAUCUAUGCUUGGAGCUCUUAAGUGUGUGUGCAGUGCAGAAAAUAAUACAAUCAUAGAUCUGGUUGGAAGAAUAGAUUUGAAGGGGGGGGGAAGGUGGUCUUAAUGGGAGGUGGUUGGCAGUUGGAUUCAGCAGUGGAAAAGCAGAUGGGGAGGAAAAACUGGUCACAUAUUACCAUGGCUUAGUAUAACAUACAUGAAGUUCUUCUGUUUACAGUGCUGAACAGAAAAGAGAAUUGCCCCAGUUAAUGUUUUGGUGGGAUUUGCCUCCACUGCUGGACUUAAAUGAUCCUUGUCCUCUUCCUCCUUUGUGUUUUGUUUCUUUUUCGGGGGGGGGGGCAGCACUGCCAGUCCCAUCUUUGACUGAUUUAUGUGCCCAACACUUUUGUAAAAUUUCAAUGUGGUUAGAGGUCCAAACAUGUUUAGCAUGGCAUGUGAACAUGGCUGCUAUGUUCUACUGUACACAAAAACUGAAGUGGUUGUAGUCUUUAAAGGUACAUUAAACUGACAAGUUUUCUUCUAUCCUAGAAAUUGAUAUUCAUGCAUUAGCUCAAACUCUGAGUGAAAUGAAUUCGCAAUCAACUGAACUGGCAAAGAUUGUUUCACCAUGA
Molecule: messenger RNA, 820 nt
Organism: Podarcis lilfordi (Lilford's wall lizard)
Lineage: Eukaryota; Metazoa; Chordata; Lepidosauria; Squamata; Lacertidae
Source: the annotation of a GenBank genome assembly